Molecule: messenger RNA, 1099 nt
Organism: Cynocephalus volans (Philippine flying lemur)
Lineage: Eukaryota; Metazoa; Chordata; Mammalia; Dermoptera; Cynocephalidae
Product: GTPase IMAP family member 7-like
Exons: 2
Coding region: 111-995 (294 amino acids)
Molecular function (GO): GTP binding
Source: RefSeq, a predicted model, not a curated record
AGCAAAAGCACCAGCUCAAACAGCUUUCUCGGAGAAAACUCAAGAACUCAUUCACUCUUCCAAAAGAAGGUGGUGUAUGUGCCUCAGCUGCAGAGCCUGUGAACGUGAUCAUGGCUGACUCUUCCUCUGAGGACCACUCUCUGAGGAUCGUUCUGGUAGGGAAAACUGGAAGUGGAAAAAGUGCAACAGCAAACACCAUCCUUGGGAAGAAAGCCUUUGAUUCUGGAGUUGCUGCCCACGCUGUUACAAAGGCCUGUCAAAGAGCAUCCCGGGAAUGGAAGGGGAGAGACCUGCUCGUUGUUGACACCCCAGGGUUCUUUGACACCAGGGAGAGCCUGACAGCCACCUGCGAGGAAAUCAGCCGGUGCGUCCUCUUCUCCUGCCCAGGACCUCACGCCAUUGUCGUGGUUCUCCAGCUGGGUCGCUACACGCAGGAGGACCAGAUGACCAUUGCAUUGAUCAAGUCUCUCUUUGGGAAGCCAGCCAUGCAGUACAUGAUCAUCUUGUUCACUCGCAAAGAAGAGCUGGAGGACCAGAGCCUAGAGGACUUUAUAGCCGAUGCCAGUGUGAACCUGAAAAACAUCAUCAGGGAGUGUGGGGACCGCUACUGUGCCUUCAACAACAGAGCAGGGGAGGCUGAGAAGGAAGAUCAGGUGCAGGAGCUGGUGGAGCUGAUAGACAAGAUGGUGUGGAGCAACGGAGGGACAUACUUUUCUGAUGCCAUUUACAGGGACGUAAAGGAAAAGCUGAAACGAGAGACAGAGAUCUUGAAGAAAACCUACACUGACCAGCUAAAUGAGGAAAUUAAACGAGUAGAAGAGGAAUAUGCUCAUAGAUCAGAGCAAAAAAAGAACAAAAUAAGAAAAUUGAUAAAGAUGAAAUAUCAAGAAAAAAUCGAAGGUAUAAGGGAAGAGGCUGAGCGCAUUACAUGUAAAUGUAUUUUCUGCUGGAUUAUGAAUGUGCUUUCAGAAAUAUGGGAUUCCUUUUUCAAGUAAUAUAAAUUUUAUUCUUUCUUCUUAAUGUACUGUGAUUUUGUUAAUGUAGUGGUGUAUAUUUUCCAAAGAUGGCUACGGCAUUAUCCUUCCCUACCCCUGAUUUA